Molecule: messenger RNA, 978 nt
Organism: Prunus armeniaca (apricot)
Lineage: Eukaryota; Viridiplantae; Streptophyta; Magnoliopsida; Rosales; Rosaceae
Source: the annotation of a GenBank genome assembly
AUGCAAAUAGCGGCCAAAGGGUGGAUCGAUGGUGACGAGAGCGCAGCGGAGAUGCUUGGUAGGGUUGCAACGGAGCGACCCUUCUUGCUUCUUCCGCCUCUUCAUCGAGUUCCUCUCCGUGUCGGCAAUGUAGUGGAGCUCGUCGGCCCCUCUGCUUCGGCAAAAACCCACAUCCUCAUUCAAGCUGCUGUGAAUUGCAUUAUCCCUACAGAGUGGAAUGGGGUGCACUAUGGGGGCUUGGAGCGUUUGGUAAUGUUCAUUGACUUGGAUUGCCGCUUUGACAUUCUGCGCCUCUCGGAAAUCCUAAAGCACCAAAUUAUGGAGCCCAAUGGGUCAAUGUAUUACGAUGAGGAGUUGUAUGCUUUGUGCAUGAGACGCUUCUUGUAUGUCCGUUGUUAUGAUAGUCUUGAAUUUCUUGCCACUCUCAAGACAUUGCACUAUCGGCUUCAAAAGGAAAAAGAAGUGCAUCAUGUUGGCAUUCAAUUGCUCAUGAUUGACAGUAUUGGACCUUUCCAUUGGGUAGAUCGUGGCUCAACAUUCUUUCCCUUGGGGGGAAAUAAGAGGAAAUGCCUCUCUCUUCAGAGUGUGUUUGACGCUGUCGUUCAGGAUAUCAAGAAGCUUCUGCUGGUGCAUCCCAUGCUAGUGAUGGCUACAAAAGAAAUCAUAUUGGGGAAUGCAUAUGGCGGGGACGAGGUCAAACAAAAUAAAUCUUUGCUGGAUGCCUCAGGGUUAAGAAAUUUAGCAAGUAAUACUCAACAACUUCCAUAUCGUGAGUAUAUGCCAUCCGUCUGGCAGUCCUUUGUUACACACAAGAUACUUGUGCGAGCUUCAGAUGAUCAUAUCCCUACAAGACACUAUGAAGAACAUUCCGUCUAUUUGUCGGAAUGGUUGUUGCCUUCACUUAGUUUUCGAGACAAGUUUACCAUAAAAGAUGUGAGAAAAUUUUGCUACGUUUCUCAUGAUCUGAGAAUUGUUUAA